UCCAACCACCAUUUAAUUCCUCCAUUGUAUGUCAUCCUCUAAAAACUCACAUCAACUCAUUUUCGCAAGUUCAUUCGAAGUCUACAAGCUUCGUUAGCAAACACCAUGGAAUCCUCCAACGACCAGCCCAGCCCAGCCGGCACAAUGAAAGCCUUCACCCAUACCGCAUCAGGCCUCCCAUCCGCCAUCCUCCGUCUUUCCCACAGCCUCCCUAUCCCCAUCCUCGCCGCCCCCACCGAUGUCCUCGUAAAAAUCUCCCAUGCAUCCCUAAACCCCGGCGGUUCGAUCAUAACCCGCAUGGUCCCCAUGCCCUUCCGGACCAAGCCCUCAAUCCCAGACAUGGACUUCUCGGGCACCGUGAUCAAAACCUCCAAGUCUGUGCCGGUUUCACGAGAACUGGUGCCUGGGACAGCAGUGUUUGGGACGGUGCCGAUGAGCCAGCAUGUGAUGGGUGGGAAGGGGGCGUUGGCGGAGUAUGUUGCUGUACCAGCUGAGAAUCUGGUAUUGAAGCCGAGCAAUGUGUCUUUUGAGGAGGCGGCGGGGUUGCCGAUUACGGGUGUCACGGCGACGAGUUGUAUGGAUCUGGCGAAGGUGAAGAGGGGCGAAAGGGUUCUUGUUAAUGGGGCGAGUGGCGGGAUUGGCAGUUUGGUUGUGCAGAUGGCGAAGGGUGCUGUUGGUGAUGAGGGGAUGGUGGUAGGUGUUUGCUCGGGGAGGAAUUUGGAGAUGGUAAAGGGACUGGGUGCAGAUGAGGUCAUUGAUUACCAGGAACAUGCUCCUGUCUGGAAAUACCUGGAGUCUAAGUUCGGCGCAGAGCCUUUCGAUGCCAUUCUGGAUUGCCGUGGAGUCCAGGACCUGUGGCUCCAUUGCCCAAAGUACUUGAAGAAAGGAAAGCCUUUCGUGACUGUUGGCACGACUCCGAAGGACUACAACUUCAUCGGUAUAGUGAGUACUAUUGGUAUUACGAUAAGCAAUAUGUGGUUACCGACCUGGCUUGGUGGUGUGGAUCGACCGUACUUGACUGCCAAGGGCUUCCCGGAUUUGCCUGGGAUGGAGAGGGUUGCUCGUUUAGCUGCGGAGGGGAUGAAGGUGCCGAUUGAUUCGUGUUGGGAUUUGGAGGAUGCUUUGAAGGCGUAUGACAUUAUGCUGAGCAAGCAUGCGCGGGGGAAGGUUGUUGUGAAGAUGUGAGGACUAACGAAUGAAUGAUCUCUUUUCUCUUCAAAUUUUUGUCCAUAAUACCAUCCAGUCGACCUUCAAAUUUCAGCCACUUUGCUCCGUCUAUAAUCGUCCAGUUCAUGGAAAAUAUAAGCUUUUGCCUAAAAUCAUCAAUACGAAGUGAAAAUACU
This is a messenger RNA of Hyaloscypha bicolor E, 1343 nucleotides long. RefSeq names its product NAD(P)-binding protein. Gene Ontology annotation, molecular function: zinc ion binding; oxidoreductase activity. Lineage: Eukaryota; Fungi; Ascomycota; Leotiomycetes; Helotiales; Hyaloscyphaceae. Bases 106 to 1185 code for a protein of 359 amino acids. The record is from RefSeq and is a predicted model, not a curated record. Gene Ontology annotation, cellular component: mitochondrion. The transcript is spliced from 3 exons.